Messenger RNA from Dipodomys spectabilis (banner-tailed kangaroo rat), 3728 nucleotides. It is a transcript of the gene Zdhhc2, whose product is annotated as zinc finger DHHC-type palmitoyltransferase 2. The transcript is spliced from 13 exons. The coding region runs from base 245 to 1345 and encodes 366 amino acids. The record is from RefSeq and is a predicted model, not a curated record. Gene Ontology annotation, biological process: peptidyl-L-cysteine S-palmitoylation; protein targeting to membrane. Gene Ontology annotation, molecular function: protein-cysteine S-palmitoyltransferase activity. Lineage: Eukaryota; Metazoa; Chordata; Mammalia; Rodentia; Heteromyidae. Gene Ontology annotation, cellular component: Golgi apparatus; endoplasmic reticulum.
GCCGCCGCCUCCGCGAGGCUGAGUCUCCGCGAGUCCGCGGCGCCGGCGCGUGGCUGCGGGAUGGGCACGCCGAGUUAGCGCCGCCACGGCGGCCGCCGUGGCCGCAGCGCCGCCGCCGGCCGCCGCCCCCGGGCCCGUCCCGCGCGCAGCGCCGGGCGCCGUCAGCCCGGCCCGGAGCCAGGCCCGCGGGCGGCGGCAGCAGCGGCAGCGGCCCCCGAGCUGGGCAGGUGGCCGCGGCUGGAAGAUGGCGCCCUCGGGCCCGGGCAGCGUGCGGCGGCGGUGCCGGCGGGUGCUGUACUGGAUCCCGGUGGUGUUCAUCUGCCUCCUGCUGGGCUGGUCCUACUACGCCUACGCCGUCCAGCUGUGCAUCGUGUCUAUGGAAAACAUUGGUGAACAAGUUGUGUGUCUAAUGGCUUAUCAUCUACUUUUUGCAAUGUUUAUCUGGUCAUACUGGAAAACUAUCUUUACAUUACCGAUGAAUCCUUCAAAAGAAUUCCAUCUCUCCUAUGCAGAGAAAGAACUAUUGGAGAGAGAGCCAAGGGGAGAAGCUCAUCAGGAAGUUCUUAGGCGAGCUGCCAGAGACCUUCCCAUCUAUACCAGGACCAUGUCUGGAGCAAUCCGCUAUUGUGACAGAUGCCAACUUAUAAAACCAGAUCGCUGCCACCACUGUUCCGUCUGUGAUAAAUGUAUCUUGAAGAUGGAUCAUCACUGCCCAUGGGUGAACAAUUGUGUUGGAUUUUCAAAUUAUAAAUUCUUCCUUCUUUUCUUGGCUUAUUCUCUUCUGUACUGCCUUUUUAUUGCUGCCACUGAUUUACAGUAUUUUAUCAGAUUUUGGACAAAUGGCCUACCUGAUACCCAAGCCAAGUUCCAUAUUAUGUUUUUAUUCUUUGCUGCAGCUAUGUUUUCUGUCAGCUUGUCUUCUCUGUUUGGUUAUCAUUGUUGGCUAGUCAGCAAAAAUAAAUCUACAUUAGAGGCAUUCAGAAGUCCAGUUUUCCGACAUGGAACAGAUAAGAAUGGAUUCAGCUUGGGUUUCAGUAAAAACAUGCGACAAGUUUUUGGCGAUGAGAAGAAAUACUGGUUUCUACCUGUUUUUUCAAGCCUAGGUGAUGGCUGUUCAUUUCCAACCUGCCUUGUUAACCAGGAUCCUGAACAACCACCCACUCCUGCAGGACUGAGUUCAGCAGCUAAAAAUCCUGAAAACCAUCAAUUUCCUGCAAAGCCAUUAAGAGAGUCCCAGAGCCAUCUCCUUACUGAUUCUCAGUCUUGGACAGAAAGCAGCACAAACCCAGAAAAAGGCAAAGCUGGUAUGAGUAACCCUGCAUUAACCAUGGAGAAUGAGACUUAAUUCUUAAGGUAAAAUAAGUUCAUAUUUUUAAAAAGUACUAAUGAUACAGAAGGAUGAAAGAGGCUUCUCACAGGAAGGCACCAUCUGCCACUUGUGAUUGUAUUAUACUUUGGGGCAGAUUUUUUUGUUCAUUUAUUUUUGUUUCUUCCAUACUGGGAAAUCUAACCCAGAGCUUUGUGCUUGCAAGCACUGUACAACUGGGCUACAUAAAGCAUAACAUGUUUUGAUCCAAUAUAUAUACAUUGUUACACAAUUCCUAUUAUGUAUUAAAAGUAAUUGUGGUUUAGUUAUCAAAGGGGAAACAUCAUCUAUUAAAAACUGGGGAUAAAUUCAUAGGUCAGUUUUUACGAGCUUAAUCCCAUAAAAAUCCCAUUAGCUAUUUGGGUUUUCUGAUUCAGAAAGUGUGGGCUAAUGGACAAAAAUUGAUACAUUCAAGUUACAUUAUAAUUUUAAGCUUAAUUUGUGAAAUUUAUUCACUACCUUUAAAGAGAAGGUAAAAAUCAGACUUAACAUUGAUUUUUCCCUCUAUGUGAAUCUAAGCCUCAGACUGAGAGAGUUCUAGCAAAGUGAAUAUGGCCAUCCAUUUUUGCCAGAUGUUAAUUAAAAUUUGAAUCACUUCUCCUUUCUGGAAAGUAAGCAUUGAAACUUGAGCUUACUAUUCAAAGCAAUUACCUAGAAAACUUUUCUCAGAACUAAGAAUGUUCUGACAAAAGAAUUCUAUUAUAUCAGAAAUAUAUUUUCAUCUCUUCUAAUCUUAAAUUGGUGGGGCAAGAAAUCUAUUAUAACAAUUAUGAAGACUGAAUUACAAUAUUCUUUUGUUUGGCUUUUAUAAAAUCUCUUCUUCAGGUUAUUUCUUUUAUUGGAUAGAUGUAUUUAAUCGUUGUUGAGAAUUCCUUAGAGAUCAAUAGAUUAUUUCUCCAGUGAUGUCUAUAUUAUUUCUAUAUCUUCCUAAAAUAUAACAAUCUGUAUUUUUCUUUAAAUUCAUAUCAGGAUUAAAUUAUACAAAUCAUUAAACAAAACCAUACACUUUUGGAAAUUUAGUUCAAUAUGAACUAAAUGGUGUGCUGUCUGGAAAUUAGUUUAAGAUAAGCUAACAUGAUGUGUCUGUUGAUGCCAAAAUGUUUGGCUUCAAUAAACAUAUUCAGAAGCUCCUGUGCCUUGUAUGCACUAUUUAAAAAAAAAUCUCACGUAAAAAAACAACACUUGAAUGGCUCUUAAGUUUUGUAAAUGCUAACAACUAGAAUAAUAAGGUAUAUAAUUUCUUUGGUAGUGAUUUUGAGAAUGUACCUAUUAAAAACAGCUAAGUAAUUGGUGUAAAUAUGUUCAACACACCAUAAGCUAGAUCAGGAAGUAAAAGAUCCAUGCAAUUGCUAAUCUGUGCUUUUAAAAAAUAUAUAGUUUUAUAUUAAAUAUGUUUAUUCCAGCUGAGUCCAUUUUACAGUUCAUUUCAGUGCAAUUGUUUAAACUCUAGAAUGGCCAUUAUUUGCACUUUUUUUCUUAUUCAAGUGUUUGAUCUGACAAUCUGCUUUAAAAAAUCUUAAAGAUAUAGUUUUACUUUUAUCUUGAAAGUUUUUGGUCAUUUGUCAUUACCUGAAGUGCCAGACUAGACCCUCUAACUCUUGCUAUUAGUCCUAAGGGGCAGUAGCCACAUAUGCUAUAUUAAGAAUUAUGUGCAGCCAAGUGUUUGGGGAAGCACAGCAGUACUGCAGCUGUUUUCUUUGACAUUCUGUUAAAUAUUUCUUGUCCAAAGGAAGCUAGGGGGGAAGGGAGGGAUUUUUAUCAUUUACCCUGCUAGAAUACUGUUAACUCUUCCUCCAAGUCUUUGGGGUAUACGUUAGAUUUGGAUAAGUUUUAAAAAAAAUAAACUUUUUUUCCAUUAACUUCUAAUGGUUCCCUUUCUGUUUUUAUGUAGUGAAUUGCCCUUUAAAGGGUCUUUUGUCCAGGUUUGUUCUUAAUUGUAGGCGAUGUUUGAAUUUGGAGGUAACUGAAGAGCUCAUGAAGUAUUACAUAUUCAGUAUAACUUUGCCUGAGUGAACAAAGCACCACAUAAAUAUAUCUACAUUUCAUACAUUUUUCAAAAUUUACCCUACAAACGUUUUAAGUAUCUUUAUUUAAAAGAUGGAAUGGCUUAAAUCAAGCCUGAAAACACUCCUUAUCUUGAUUCUCCUUUAAAAUGUUGUUGUAUUUCUCCUGACUUGACAUUUUUCAUUUUAAAAUACUAAACAGAUGUUUCAUUUGCAUGUGCUAAGGUUUGCUAGGGGAGAUAAUUUCUUCAGUGAUAAAGAAUAUUGGAGUAUGAUGAUGAAGCAUUCAAGAAGUUCAUACUCAUGAAUUUGCUCCUCACCUUUACUCUUAUCAUUAGCUAUCUGAAAUUUUGCCUGCA